GUUCAUUUUUGUCUUUUUCCUUUUUAUCUAUUUCAAAAAAAAAAAAAAAUGGGUAGAAAGCAAUAUACCGACACUCGAGGAAAGACGAAAACAAAUUCUCGUUUUGAAAGAUAUGGUGCAAACAAUGAACAAGCAUCCGAAUCAACCAUUCCUAUGCCAGUUGUUAUGUGGGAUUUCAAGCAUUGUGAUCCAAAAAGAUGUUCUGGUGUCAAAUUAGCAAGAUGUGAUAUGUUGAAAACUUUGAAAUUGACUCAACGAUUUCGAGGUAUUGUGGCAAGUCCUGUUGGAGAGAAGGCGGUAUCACCAGCUGAUCGAUCUAUUGUUGAACAAUAUGGUGCUGGUGUUGUAGAUUGUUCUUGGGCAAGGAUAGAUGAAGUACCAUUUACCAAGAUCAAGGGUCCUACUGAUCGACUAUUACCUUAUCUUGUGGCAACGAAUCCUGUUAAUUAUGGAAAACCUUGGAAAUUGAAUUGUGCUGAGGCUUUAGCUGCGAUUUUCUAUGUUACUGGGUAUCCUGAACAUGGAGAAGCAUUAAUGUCUAAAUUCAAAUGGGGUCAUGCUUUUUAUAAAGUGAAUGCGGGAUUAUUGAAUCGAUAUGCAAAAUGUAAGGAUUCGGCUGAAGUAGUGGCUGUUCAAAAUGAAUAUUUGGCUUCAUUGGAAGAAGAUGAACGACGAAAAGAAAAGGAUGAUAGCAUGUAUCCUCCUACAGAUGAUGACGAGGACGAUGAUGAUGAUAGUAAUGAUGAUGAUGAUCUCUUAUUCCGAAACAACAAUCGACAAACUGCAUUCACUGCGUUUGAUGAAGAUGAUGAUGACGACGACGAAGAAGAUGAAGAUGACAGUGAAGAAGAUGAAGAUGAUGAAGAUGACAGUGAAGAAGAAGAUGAUGAUAACAAGUCCAAAGCACACCAAGAUACUCAAGUGAUUGUUGACAAACUCGGAAAUACCCAUAUCAUUCACUAGAAUAUAGAACUGUCUACUUUAAUUUAUCUGUUGUAGUUAUAUUUAUCUUUG
Molecule: messenger RNA, 1014 nt
Organism: Halteromyces radiatus
Lineage: Eukaryota; Fungi; Mucoromycota; Mucoromycetes; Mucorales; Cunninghamellaceae
Exons: 7
Coding region: 49-963 (304 amino acids)
Biological process (GO): maturation of SSU-rRNA
Molecular function (GO): rRNA small subunit aminocarboxypropyltransferase activity
Source: RefSeq, a predicted model, not a curated record